Messenger RNA from Xylona heveae TC161, 1780 nucleotides. RefSeq names its product GNS1/SUR4 membrane protein. The transcript has 2 exons. The record is from RefSeq and is a predicted model, not a curated record. Gene Ontology annotation, molecular function: fatty acid elongase activity. The coding region runs from base 284 to 1366 and encodes 360 amino acids. NCBI's taxonomy places the organism in Eukaryota, Fungi, Ascomycota, Xylonomycetes, Xylonales, Xylonaceae. Gene Ontology annotation, biological process: very long-chain fatty acid biosynthetic process; fatty acid elongation, saturated fatty acid; fatty acid elongation, monounsaturated fatty acid. Gene Ontology annotation, cellular component: endoplasmic reticulum membrane.
CUUUUCAUCUGUGCUUUUUCAAUGUUUUCAUUGCGAUGCUCAAUGUUUCAUCCGUUGGAUAUGUAUCCCAGCAUAUCACGGGAUAUUCAAUGGGCCCCUAGAGCUGAUUCGACCGUCUUGACAGGGGUCUGCUUGUUCUCCGGAGCCCCUAUCUCAAUCAUGUCCGCGAAUCCACUUGCAUCUCUCAACCGUUGAAUAUUUUGAGCUUCUGUCCAACGCUUUUCCUCCAGUUUUUUUUCUACCACCGUUUGCCUUUUUUUUUUCCUUCUUCAGGUCGCCCGCCAUGGCGCACAACACUACCUCCUUCCUGGACUUUCUCCCUAUCCCUACCAUCGACAGACCCUUUGGCGUGCACCUAUGGCCGCUCUUCAACCAUGCCUUUGAGCUCGUCACCGGCUAUCCGGCCAACGACUUUACCUUUGUCGUCGGAGCGACGCCCAUGUCCACAUUGACAGAAACCUCGCUCUUCGUAGCCGUCUACUACACCAUAAUCUUCGGCGGCCGAGAACUCAUGCGGCACCGAGAACCAUUCAAGCUGAAAUCUCUCUUCCUGAUUCACAAUCUCUACCUCACCGCCAUUAGCGCGAUUCUCCUCGCGCUGUAUAUCGAGGAGCUCGUCUCGAUUCUUGCUCGAAAAGGUGUAUUCUACGCUAUAUGUAAUCAUGGCGGUGGCUGGACGCAGCAUCUCGUUGUCCUGUACUAUUUGACUUAUCUCACCAAAUACCUCGAGCUGCUGGAUACCGUCUUCCUAUUCCUGAAAAAGAAACCGCUCACCUUCCUGCACUGCUACCACCACGGCGCGACCGCCGUCCUAUGCUACACCCAGCUUAUCGGCCACACCGCCGUCUCCUGGGUGCCCAUCACGCUGAACCUGACCGUGCACGUCGUCAUGUACUGGUACUAUUUCCAGAGCGCGCGCGGCGUGCGCGUCGGGUGGAAAGAAUGGGUCACCCGCCUGCAGAUUAUCCAGUUUGUGAUUGAUCUCGGGUUUGUCUAUUUUGCGUCGUAUACGUAUUUUGCCGCGACGUAUUCGGCGUAUUUUCCUUUUACCGUAUUACCGAGCACCAAAGGAACAUGCGCGGGAGAAGAGUUUGCCGCGUUUGCAGGCAUGGGUAUCCUCAGCUCAUAUCUCGUGCUGUUUGUCUUGUUCUAUGCCGCGACGUAUAAAAAGGACGGCAGGUCGCCGAGCGCGCGCAGGACCCUGCGGCGCAUGUCUCAGGCUGAAGCGCCGCCGGGGGCGGGGGCGGGAGCGGGGAAUAUAGUCACAGGUGGGGGCAAGGCGACGACGGCGACGGGUGUGCAGAAUAUGCAGAAUAGGCAGACGGAUGGCGGUGUGUUUAAUAGAUCAUGGAAAGGGCAGGUGUGAAUGCGGGAGCCAUGGCGAAGGGCAAUGAGUGAUUGGUAAUUGGGCACAUAAGAUGUAGAUGAUGUUAUACGAGGACGGUGGAUGGAUGAAAGGGCUUGAUUCGUGAGACGUCAUUGAAUUAUUAUAAUAGCUGGCUGCUGAAGUCUGCUCGCCAUUGAAAUAUACACACGUAGCACGACCAAGAGGAUUCGAUGAUUCGAUGAAUGAUGAGAUUAAUAAGGUGAAGGGAAACGAGGUUGGGUUCCGCAUCUUCAAUAUCCAGGUCCGAUCAUUUUCUAAGCAUUGGUAUGUUCAUAUUUGGGAGUAUUUUUUGUUCUUCUAUGUACCCAAGUCGUUGUAAUAUCCUCAUAUGAAUCAUCAAAAAAUAAAUAAAUAAAUAAAUAAAUAAAAAUAAAGAAAAAAUGUACUGCAAGG